This is a messenger RNA of Cuscuta campestris, 2579 nucleotides long. NCBI's taxonomy places the organism in Eukaryota, Viridiplantae, Streptophyta, Magnoliopsida, Solanales, Convolvulaceae. The record is from the annotation of a GenBank genome assembly.
CACCGAAAUGCUCUAAUUCUUGGAAGUACCCGAACAGUGCUGUUUGGGAGGGAUGUGUUCAACAAUUAUGGUCAAAAUUGUGUUCAACAACAUGCUCCACAUGAUUUUCGACCUAAAUUGUGUUUUUUAUUAAACAUUUUUUUGAUUCAUCUGUUCGCAUUUACCCACUCUCGGUCGACUUCGCUUCAAGUUGUUGCUGGUUUGUUCCGCUGAGAAGGUGCCACAGAGAAGUCAUGCGUUGGACUGGUCGCUUUUUUUUUUUGAAUCUCCGAUUCUUUCUACAACCCAUCGGCUUCCGUUUCAUAUAAUCAUAAUCGAACAUGCCUCUGAAGUUGGAGAUCAAGGUAUUAUAGCCUCUAUAAUUUCCAAUGCAACUUUACAGAUUUGCAUUUGUGUUUAUAUCUCCUUUUUUAAAAAUAUAUAUCCUCAAUGCUACCUCUUUUUUAUUGGAGGAGAGAAAACUUGCUCAACGACCAGAAAGAUUGAAAUCCAUGGAUCUGCAUCGAAUGGAGCCAUGAUAAAUAAGAAUACUGUCAAGUUUGUAAUUUUGGGACUAUUUACAUCUAGCCAAACACAGUUAAGGGAAAUUUACCACAGUGGUACACUUUUUUUGAGCAAAGAGUGGUUUACCGUUUACGGUUUACCUGUUACGAAUGUGUUAAGUUGUGCAAGGUAGCAAGGUACAAUGACAUUGAAGAUAUAAAGAGCUAAGUAUCCCACAAUGUAUCACUUCAAAAGACUCACAGGCUCAAACUGGGAACUAUCCAUGCUUUUGUCUGUAUGAGGUUGAAGAAAAUCAAGUGGUGUGAGUGUGACUGAUAAAGAAUACGUACAAACGAGAUGCUCUUACUCUCCACCCAAGGUAAUAGUACUAGACUUAAUCUCCCUUUGAGACACCAGUUUUGCCUAAAUUUCUAGGAACGAACAGCCAUCACUAAAAUGGUGAUGGUCAAGUAUGUAGUGAGGGCGAACCGGUGAAAUGCUUGGAGACACCAGUUUUGCCUUUGAGACACCAGUUUUGCCUAAAUUUCUAGGAACGAACAGCCGUCACUAAAAUGGUGAUGGUCAAGUAUGUAGUGAGGGUGAACCGGUGAAAUGCUUGGAAAAAAUGUCAUUGGCCGAAACAAAGUAGAUUAAUAAUAGAGCUUCAAGAUUUGGAGUUUUCACUACAUAUGAUCUUCUGAAUAUAUUUGUGGAGAACUACUAUGCAUGCUUCUGUCCGUAUAAGAUUGAAGAAAAUCCAGUGGUGUGAGAGUGACUGAUAAAGAAUAUAUAAAAACAAGAUGCUCUUACUCUCCAGCCAAGGUAAUAGUACUGGAUUUUAUCACCCGUAGAGACACCAGUUUUGCCUAAAUUUCUAGGAAAGAACAACCGUCACUGAAAUGGUGUCGGUCAAGUAUGUAGUGAGGGUGAAAUGCUUGGAAAAAAUGUCAAUGGCCGAAACGAACUUGAUUAAUAAGAGAGCUACAAGAUUUGGAGUUUUCACCACAUUUGAUCUUCUAUCGGUAGUUCUAGUACAUUGUGGAAGUCCAGGAGCAUCAUUGGGAAGAGAUGCUAUCGUACCUGAGUGUGAGAUGAUCUACCAUCUCUGCUCUAAUGCUCUCUCCGCUCUUAUUCAACGCAAGACGCCGAUGACGACAACAAUGUGGGCAAUUACUUGGCCCAUACUCAAGGGAAGCACCACAUGACCAAUUAGGCCAAGUGGGCAGCCGGCGAGGCCAAGGAGGAACCUGCUAGGCCGCUCUCUCAUCCACUCAAAAUCUCUCGAAAAAGGCCUAGCGAUCCGGUGUAGAAUCUCGAGUUUGGCUACCAUGGCUGAUUGUGUAAGUAUACUCCAUAAUUAUUAGAAACAAACGGCAAUGAAAGAUCAGGAAUACCUAUGGACUACAUAUUCAUCCAUCAUGCGCUACUUUGUUUCUGUCUGCGGUUUCUUCCACCAAGCCCACCCUUGAAGAGAAGGCUAAGAGUCACGAUUGAACCAUUGAAGUGGUUGUGGGCAAUGCUUUGACGGAAGAGCAAACGAAUAUACAAAGAUUAGAAGACACAAAAUUCAUCAGUUGUUCAGAGAUUUGCCAAUUUAGAUGUUAGCAUACUGGGUGGGAAGAUGAUUGAUUUGUUCCACUUGAAAAGCUUUCGCAUGAAACGGGCUGUGCAAUUAAGGUUCCAGUUUAUAGACUUUGAGAGCUCAUCAGUAUGGCUAUGGUAUGGAUUGAUGAGGAGGUAUUGUAGGAACGCGGUUAAAGCUCAUCACGGCACGUGCCAGCCACAUUUUCUGUAAUUCUCUUCCAGGCCGGUGCAAGUUUAAAAAGUUGGCUUUCAAGCUAUAUAGCUGAAGCCCUUGGAUUGGCUGCUGUGAAGGCAAUUGGUGCGGUAUCUGCCAUUAUUGCUGGAGGACGUCUGGUAAGGUAUAUGUUAUUGAUAUAGAUGCAUUUACUACUAAGUGAUAUGAUAUGUUUCUUACUUUAUACUCCGUAAUAAUCUUUGAAAAAUGUGUGUUCUAGAAAGCCAAGGGAUAUGAUAAUUCUUCAAAUUCGAGCCAUUUUGUUUAUAUUUUUUCCCAAUGAAUUUUUUAUGUUUAU